Molecule: messenger RNA, 1865 nt
Organism: Myotis daubentonii (Daubenton's bat)
Lineage: Eukaryota; Metazoa; Chordata; Mammalia; Chiroptera; Vespertilionidae
Gene: SNX10
Product: sorting nexin 10
Biological process (GO): vesicle organization; cilium assembly; intracellular protein transport
Cellular component (GO): endosome
Molecular function (GO): phosphatidylinositol phosphate binding
Source: RefSeq, a predicted model, not a curated record
GGCGGAGCGCAGCCGGCGACGCGGAGCCGCACCUGGUCUGGGCGGCGCGGGGCCGCGGCCCGGACAGCGGAAGCCAGUGGCCCGGCGGCGGGGCUGCGCGCGGGCGCGGGGAGCGCGGGGCUGCGCUCGCGUGCGCUCCUGGGCGUUCGCCGCCGCUGCCGCGCCUUUGAGUCAGCAAACUCCGCUGCGCGCCGGCCUCCCCGCGCGGCCGCCUGGAGCCGCCGCGGGUGGCAUUUUGAUGAGAAGUCAUGGUGGUAGUACUUCUGCAAAGUCCUCUUACCAGAUCCAUCCUGUUAUGCUGAAGAUGCUUCCAGAAGAACAGAAAGAGGAGUUCGUGAGUGUCUGGGUGCGGGAUCCUCGGAUUCAGAAGGAGGACUUCUGGCAUUCCUACAUCGACUAUGAAAUCUGUAUUCAUACCAAUAGCAUGUGUUUUACAAUGAAGACGUCCUGUGUACGAAGGAGAUACAGAGAAUUUGUGUGGCUGAGGCAGAGACUCCAGAGUAAUGCAUUGCUGGUACAACUGCCAGAGCUUCCGUCUAAAAACCUGUUUUUCAACAUGAACAAUCGCCAGCAUGUGGACCAGCGGCGUCAGGGUCUGGAAGAUUUCCUCAGAAAGGUCCUACACAACGCGCUCCUGCUUUCAGACAGCAGCCUGCACCUCUUCUUGCAAAGCCAUCUGAACGCAGAAGACAUCGAGGCGUGCGUUUCUGGGCAGACUAAGUACUCGGUAGAGGAAGCCAUUCACAAGUUCGCCUUGAUGAACAGACGCUUCCCUGAAGAAGAUGAAGCCGGAGAACAAGAAAACAACAUAGAUUAUGGUUCAGAAAGUUCAUCCUCCGGGUUUGGCCACAGCAGCGAUGACAGCAGUUCACAUGGGUGUAAAAUGAGCACGGCUCUGCAGGAAUCCUGAAAAAGAAUUCUAACAUGACCAUCUUAGGAACAGCAAAUUAUGUCCAGUCAUAGAGGAGAAAGCCCGCUCAUGAUCUAUUUUUACCUAAAGCUCACUGUCAUGAUAGUAGGCACUUAAAUUCUUCAAGACGUUGGGUUGUUUACUCAUGCUGUUUUCAUGUUGUCUUACUUUGGCUAAGCUUCCGUAAAAAGCUAAAGGCCUGUGAUUGCAACUCUCUCCUAUACAGGCCAACAUUAUUGGUAAAACAAGAUCCUGCUCCCAAAUGACAUGGUGUAUGUGUUUCAUUAAACAACAACCUGGUUGCUUUUACUGAAUUUGAAAAUACAGGUAAAUAGUUAGCAUUUGAAAUCCAGACAGUGGAUUCCUUUUUGAAUCAACGGGGCAGUGUUAGCGUAAACACAGCAUGUAUGAGCUUAACCACUCUGAAGACUGACAACCUAGACCAGACGGCCUCGCUCAGACAUGGGGCUGAUAUUUUGUGGGUACCUCCCCCGCACCGGGAAGACACUUUGCUUUUGGGUAUUCGGACUCUUUGAAGAGAGUUUAACCUUGCCAGUAUUCUGUUUCACACUUAGAUGGGAAAAGUAUCUUGGGAACAGAGACAUGCUAAAAUAAUGUUUACAUCCCAGACAAAACAGAAACCGUGCCAGUGUCUUUGCUUAGACUUGCAAUAUGUAGAUUAAGAAAUACAGUCUCAUUGUCCAAAAAUCAGCUUUAACACAUGGUUUCUGGAGACAAAUCAUUUGUUUUCAUUAUCUUUGUGAAAUUGGAAUUACAGGUUAAUGAUUUAUUUUCUGACUAAAUGUGCAGUUUCCUAUCCGUAGAUAACUUUGUCAGUGGUGGUGACUUGUUACUGAUCUUUAAGUUAGAAGUAGGCUCUUAUAAAAGUAAAUUUAGUGUUAUCUGUAAGUAUUCCCAUAAUUGAGAAAAGGAUAUAAAAAUUAAUUAUUCAUUU